Messenger RNA from Leptosia nina, 942 nucleotides. NCBI's taxonomy places the organism in Eukaryota, Metazoa, Arthropoda, Insecta, Lepidoptera, Pieridae. The record is from the annotation of a GenBank genome assembly.
AUGGCUAUGAGUGUUCCGCUCGUGAUCACGGCCAGACAAUACUUACUACUUAAAGUUUUGGCUCACACUUUCACUGGACGUCACUGGCGUGGAUUACGUGAAAAUGUUAGGGACAUACUAGAGACGCACCCUGGUCGCAUCGUGUCCGGAUGGGACGCCUCGCCCGGACAGUUCCCGUACCAAGCCUCCUUAAGAAUUAGGAACAGCGCGGGCCUACUCUUCGGCUGCGGCGGGUCCGUCAUACACCAAGACUGGGUCAUUACGGCCGCUCACUGCACCGCUAACUUCGUCCAGGUCACCGUCCGCGCCGGCCUCACGCAGGUGCACGCGGCCGAAUACGUCGCAGACACCUGGGUGUGGUACAACCACUUCAGCUUCGACUCCACUACACCGACCCUCGUUCAGCCCAACGACGUUUCGCUCGUGCGAGUGCCGUAUCCGAUGACGUUUACAGUAAACCUAAUGAGCAUCCAACUGCAAACGUCCAAUGACGCCUACAGAGACUACAGCAACGAGCAGCUGAUGGCGAGCGGAUGGGGAAGGACCUGGACUAACGGUCCGACGUCCGAUCGUCUCCAGUGGACUUACCUUCGCGGUCUGCCCGACAGCGAAUGCCGCAGACGGUUUCUUACUGUAGCCAACUCCGCUACAAUCUGCGCCCGCUUUUGGAACAUCACAAGUCAAUCCGUUUGUCAGGGUGAUAGCGGAGGCCCUCUAGUGCAUAAGAAUAGAUGGGGAGUCCCUACUUUGAUAGGAAUCACUUCGUUCGUAGCUUCCGCCCGGCACGGUGGAUGUCACUCAGGACUACCUGCUGGUUUCAUCCGGCCGGGAUCAUUCCACGCUUGGUACCAACAAGUGACGGGACUCAAUCUGGACUUCUCCAGGAACGCGCCUACCCCGAACUUGAUCGAACGUUUGAAAACCGCUCAUAAUCUAUUAUAA